AUGGUGAACUCAAUAUCAAACUCUGGAGUUCAGCUGUCGUACCAAGCGAUAACCGGCGACAGUUGCCUUCAGUUGGCAAAUCUCGUCGAUCAGCUUAUGUACCAGGUGAACGGCGCACCGCUGAACAACGAUCAACAAGUCAAUUGCGUCACUGUUUUGAACAGAAUCAAACAAAUGGCUGAGGACAACAGCGGACAACAAGGGGAAAUUUGCUCCAACGUUCUCUCAAUGUUACAAGCUGAAGGAGUAUCGAUGUACAGUGAUAAUUCGAAUUACCAGGAAUAUCCGAGCAACAAUGGGAACGAUCAGAAUGAAAAUGGAAUGAAUAACAACGGUAACAUGAAUGGAUAUGAAAAUUAUGCAGUCGUAAACGGAAUGGCUUACGGUGACGGUGGUAGCGUCACUCAAAACGAAAAUGGAGGUAAGAAAAAUGAUUACUUGGGCGGCACUCCUAAGGAACCAACUGGCAGCAGUCUCAAAAAUGAAAACGGUGGAAUGAGCAACCAAAUGGACAGUAGUUCUGAAUACAUGAACGAUGAAACUGGUGGUAACAGUGAGAGACAAACGAACGCCGGUGGUUCUAAUCAAGCGACUCCUUUCCAGGCGGAAAGACCAUAG
Molecule: messenger RNA, 618 nt
Organism: Soboliphyme baturini
Lineage: Eukaryota; Metazoa; Nematoda; Enoplea; Dioctophymatida; Soboliphymatidae
Source: the annotation of a GenBank genome assembly